Messenger RNA from Choloepus didactylus (southern two-toed sloth), 5201 nucleotides. It is a transcript of the gene ACSL3, whose product is annotated as acyl-CoA synthetase long chain family member 3. NCBI's taxonomy places the organism in Eukaryota, Metazoa, Chordata, Mammalia, Pilosa, Megalonychidae. The transcript has 15 exons. Gene Ontology annotation, biological process: long-chain fatty-acyl-CoA metabolic process; neuron differentiation; long-chain fatty acid metabolic process. The coding region runs from base 177 to 2339 and encodes 720 amino acids. Gene Ontology annotation, molecular function: long-chain fatty acid-CoA ligase activity. Gene Ontology annotation, cellular component: endoplasmic reticulum; lipid droplet; plasma membrane. The record is from RefSeq and is a predicted model, not a curated record.
GGAGCAGAGGAUCGCCCCUCACAGUGCGGCCGCGGCGACUGCGCCAGGGUCCCAGGGGCGGCAGCGGGGCGUGAAAGCUCUGGGGUGCAGCCAGGCCUACGUGGGUCGGAGGUCGGAGGAACCGGGGCCCCGGCGUCUCGAUUCUUGCUGAGAUCUGUUCGAUAUUUUGAGCACUUAUGAAUAACUACGUAUCUUCAAAACCAUCCACAAUGAAGCUAAAGCAGACCAUCAAUCCCAUUCUUUUAUAUUUCAUACAUUUUAUAAUAUCACUUUAUACUGUUUUAACAUACAUCCCAUUUUAUUUUUUGUCCGAAUCAAGACAAGAAAAAUCAAGCCAAAUUAAAGCAAAGCCUGUAAACUCAAAACCUGAGUCUGCAUACAGAUCUGUUCACAGUUUGGAUGGUUUGGCUGCAAUAUUAUACCCUGGAUGUGAUACACUAGACAAAGUUUUUAUGUAUGCAAAAAACAAAUUUAAGGACAAAAGGCUUUUGGGAACACGUGAAAUUUUAAAUGAGGAAGACGAAGUACAACCAAAUGGAAAAAUUUUUAAAAAGGUGAUUCUUGGACACUAUAAUUGGCUCUCCUAUGAAGAUGUCUUCAUUAGAGCCUUUAAUUUUGGAAAUGGCUUACAGUUGUUGGGUCAGAAACCAAAGACCAACAUUGCCAUCUUCUGUGAGACCAGGGCUGAAUGGAUGAUUGCUGCACAAGCGUGUUUUAUGUAUAAUUUUCAGCUUGUCACAUUAUAUGCUACUCUAGGUGGUCCAGCAAUUGUUCAUGGAUUAAAUGAAACAGAGGUCACGAACAUCAUUACCAGUAAAGAACUCUUGCAAACAAAAUUGAAGGAUAUUGUUACUUUAGUUCCACGCCUGCGGCACAUCGUCACUGUGGAUGGCAAACCACCAACCUGGUCCGAGUUCCCCAAGGGCGUCAUUGUGCACACCAUGGCUGCAGUGCAGGCCCUGGGAGCAAAGGCCAACCUUGAAAACAAACCUCAUAGCAAACCGGCACCUUCAGAUAUUGCAGUGAUCAUGUACACGAGUGGAUCCACAGGGCUUCCAAAGGGAGUUAUGAUCUCACAUAGUAACAUUAUUGCUGGUAUAACAGGGAUGGCAGAAAGGAUUCCAGGAUUGGGAGAAGAAGAUGUAUACAUUGGAUAUUUGCCUCUAGCCCAUGUUCUAGAAUUAAGUGCUGAGCUUGUUUGUCUUUCUCAUGGGUGCCGCAUUGGCUACUCUUCGCCACAGACUUUAGCAGAUCAGUCUUCAAAAAUAAAAAAAGGAAGCAAAGGGGAUACAUCUAUGCUGAAACCAACACUGAUGGCCGCUGUUCCGGAAAUCAUGGAUCGGAUAUACAAAAAUGUCAUGAAUAAAGUGAAUGAAAUGAGUAGUUUUCAGCGCAAUCUAUUUAUUCUGGCCUAUAAUUACAAAAUGGAACAAAUUUCAAAAGGGUAUAGUACUCCACUCUGUGACAGGUUUAUAUUCUGGAAAGUACGAAGCUUGCUAGGGGGAAACAUCCGGCUUCUGUUGUGUGGAGGUGCUCCACUUUCUGCAACCACACAGCGAUUCAUGAAUAUCUGUUUUUGCUGUCCAGUCGGUCAGGGAUAUGGACUCACUGAAUCUGCUGGAGCUGGAACAAUUACAGAAGUGUGGGACUACAAUACUGGCAGAGUGGGAGCACCAUUAGUUUGCUGUGAAAUCAAAUUAAAGAACUGGGAGGAAGGUGGAUACUUUAAUACUGAUAAACCACACCCGAGGGGUGAAAUUCUUAUUGGUGGUCAAAAUGUGACAAUGGGAUACUAUAAAAAUGAAGCAAAAACAAAAGCUGAUUUCUUUGAAGAUGAAAAUGGACAGAGGUGGCUCUGUACUGGAGAUAUUGGAGAAUUUGACCCAGAUGGUUGUUUAAAGAUUAUUGAUCGUAAAAAGGACCUUGUAAAACUUCAGGCAGGAGAAUAUGUUUCUCUUGGGAAAGUAGAGGCAGCUUUGAAGAAUCACCCACUAAUAGAUAACAUUUGUGCGUAUGCAAACAGUUAUCAUUCUUAUGUCAUUGGAUUUGUUGUGCCAAAUCAAAAGGAACUAACAGAACUAGCUCGAAAGAAAGGACUUGAAGGAACUUGGGAGGAGCUGUGUAACAGUUGUGAAAUGGAAAACGAAGUACUUAAAGUGCUUUCUGAAGCUGCUAUUUCAGCAAGUCUGGAAAAGUUUGAAAUUCCAGUAAAAAUUCGUUUGAGCCCCGAACCAUGGACCCCUGAAACUGGUCUGGUGACAGAUGCCUUCAAGCUAAAACGCAAAGAACUUAAAACACAUUACCAAGCGGACAUUGAGCGAAUGUAUGGAAGAAAAUAAUUAUUCUCUUUUGGCAUCAGUUUGCUACAGUGAGCUCAGAUCAAAUAGGAAAAUACUUGAAAUGCAUGUCUCAAACUGUGAGGCAAACUCCAUCCCCAUAAUAAACCUAAACUGUUAUUUCUCAUGUCAUCACCAUUUUUAACUGACAGGAUUAGUAAAAUAUUAAGACAGCAAACUUGUGUGUCUCUUCUUUCUUUCCCCCCCCCCGCCAAUUUCCUUUACCACCUAUGACUGUACCUGUCAGUGUGAGGAUUUUCCUGAACAUACUGGGAAAGCAGUGAUUUUAAAACCUCAAGUUUUUAAACAUGAUUUAUAUGUUCUGUAUAAUGUUCAGUUUGUAACUAAAUUUUAAAGUUUGGAUGUAUAGAGGGAUAAAUAGGAAAUAUAAGAAUUGGUUACUUGGACUUUUUUUACUUACAAUAUUUAAAAAUACAAGGGUAUUGAUGUGAAAUUAUGUAAAUUUGAAAUGCUUAUGAAUCAAAUCAUUGUUGAACAAAAGAGUUGUUGCUGUGUAAUUAUUGUCUUGUAUGCAUUUGAAAGAAAUAAAUAUGCCCAGACUUACGUUUUAAGAAAUUGAGACCUUUUGAAUAUAUGCCUGACAGCGUCGUCUUUAUGUAUUUAUUUUUAGCAGAAAAAUGAAGUUUGGUUUGUGCUGCAUGUAACCAAAGAGAAGCAGAGAGUCUUGGUUUGUAAUAGUUAAGAAGAUAAUAGAGCAAGUGGAACACCAGUUGAUAAUAGUCUGUAGGAGCUUGCCAUCAAACUGUGCAAUAUUCUUUUUAGUUGUUGAAACUAGGAAAAUAUCCAGACUUAAAUAGAAGCAAUUCAUGAAAGAGUAGAAUAUAAAAAACAAAUUAGAAAGCUAUUCUUUUAUUGACCAUAAGUACAUUGAGUUGUGUUUAUAUAUGAAUACAUGUUAAUAUUGGAAAAUUGUUCUACUUUAAAUUGCCCUAUUCUACUUUAUUAUAGAUGGUUUAAUCAUAAAUCUUACUUCAAAAUUAAGUUCUUUUUUUCCUUUUUGGUAGUUUUCACUGGUCUGUGUGUGCAUGUGUCAGUGACAGUAGCUUAUUAAAAAGCACCUUAACCUUUCUACAUGAAAUGAAAUAAUUUAGAAUUCUUCUGAUAAUAGCAUUCUUGCUAAGAUACAUGCAAAUUUAACUUUGUAAUGAAUCAAGAUUUAAAUUUGCCAGUUUUUCUAUCAGUAUAGUUAUUUGUGAUUCUAGAAGUAGUGUCAUGAUGUAUAAUAAGUCUUUUCAUAUGUAGUGCUUGCCUGUUGUUAUUUUGGGAUCAUCAAAGGUAUAUUGCACCAGUUAAGAUGUGUUACCAUCAGGACUUAAACAAUAUUAGGCAACACAUUUUUUUGUGUGUGUGUCAGACUAGUUACCUUAUUGAUUCUUAAUUAUGUUUAGGCAUCAAAAUACAAGAAACAGGAAAAAAUAUGAAUACAGAUCUUGUGUAAAAUACGGGAUGUUGAGAGGGCCCAGGGUAAGGGAUUUUUUUGGUCACGUCACAAACACAUAUCUGGAAGCAUUGUGAUGCAGUGUUUUGUUUUGAUUUGGUUUUUCUCAUUUUAAUUUUUCUUGUAUUCUUGUAUAUCAUGUUUUGAAUUCUUUCACUUGUGAUGGUCUAAUUUUUAAUAAAGUUUAGAAAAACUGCCAAGAAGUGAAAAUACCAAAGAAAUUCGUUGGAACUCUGCAUGUUGUGAUCUAGAAGAAUUAAAGUCAGGAUUGGUGGAGAGAAUUUUGUUUUGACGCUUUGUCUUUAGAAUAAAUUGCUUUCAAAUUUUUAAAAAAUUAUAUUUAGAAAAAAUAGCUUUUAAUGCUUAAAGAUAUUAAUAGUGUGACUUGAAAUAGUUCUACAUACAUGGGUGUGUAGUUGAUCACUGAUUCAGAGUAAAGAUCUUUGUUUGUUUUCAGAAACAUCUAUUGAGGUUUAGUCUGCAUCUAGUCCCAUUUUAUUUCUCAUAUGAUUGAAGUUUAUAAUUCCUUUCAGUCCUAAAAUGUCAGAUGUCAAGAUGCCAAAUGCCACAUCUGAACAUGAGGUUAUAAGUAGAAUCCUCUUUUCAUGCGAAUUAUUCUCUACCCCAAACAAUUUUAAGUGACUUGGAAAAUAAUGUUACCCUUUCUAAGAAGGAAAACAUUGGUGGAUCAAAUAAAACAAACACAGCUAUAAUUUUAAGAAAUACUGAUUUAACCAGGAGGUAGUUGAGGAGGAAAGCUUUCAGGAGAUUCCAGAAAACCAUUGUUUCCUGGAAAAUAGCUUUAAGAAGUCUUAAACACUUCUUGAUAUAGUAAGUUUAGUAGUUUAUCGCACACAGACUGGUGGCCCCCACCACUCCCCUUUCCCAAUCUCUGGUAUAUUUUAGCUUAAACUUCAUUAAAAAGUUUUCACUGACAGAACAAAACUAGUAUUUAUGUUUCAACUGCUACAUCCUUUUAAGUAGGAGAAUUGGUAUCCAUGAUGUUUUUUAAAGCCUGUCAAUUUUUUCAGAAAUGUUUAAAAAUAAUUUAACCUGGAAUAAGUUUUGGUUGCUGCUAAAAUCCAUAUGCUUUUAUAGUUAGAAAACAGUUCUUAUGAUACAACCUAAAUUUUUUUUUUUUAACUUUGUGAUCUCCUUUGUAAAAAAAUUCUGUACAUGUGAUGUUUUAAGGAGGCUCCACUUUUAAACAGUGUAUAGAUUGUACCACUUUGAUAAGAUUCAAUACUUACAAAUUGGCUAUUUACUGUGAGUUCAUUUUGAGUGUUAUUCUUGCUUAUUGAUUUUUUGCAUGAAGAAGUGUACUUUGUAAACAAGCUACAUAGCUUCAUGGUAUGGACUAUUUGUAACUUGAUAUCAAGUUUGAAGAAUAAAGAUGUGGAAAUUAG